CUGUUCUGAAUGAGUGGCCAAGGGCCGUCCUGUCCAGCGCUGUGAAGACCUCUCAGGAACAGCAGUGAGGACUGGGCACAUGGAGGGGAGACAGACACUUGUUCCACAAAUACCAACUCGCCACUGAUGGCUGCCAGGCAGUGGGAUGUUCCAGCCGUGGGCUUCCUGCCUGAGACUGGACCCUCCACCAUCCCAGCCCUUGCUUCAGAAGACUCGCAGCCAACACCACCAAGUCCCCUGAGGCACCAGCAGCACCCUAAGCCAUGUCCCACCUUGCCUUUAGCCCUCACAGCAGCGAGGCCAGCUCCCCUCCCCAGAUCUCAGUUUCAAGCUUGGGAGCUGGGGGCGCCUGUCCUGCUGCCCUGGUGAGAGAGAGAGACCUUGCCCUGCCCAUCGUCUCCUCCCUGGAAGGAUAAGGAGCCGAGGUGAGAGGGGGAAGGGAACAGGGUUGAAGGAGGAGAAGGGAGGGGAGGCGGGUGCGAGGCUGAGCCCAGCUGGAGGGGUCGACCUGGGGCAGCAUCCACAGGGGGUGGGGGGUGGGGUGCUGCCGGAGGGAGGCGUGGGAGGGGGCCUGGGACAGAGGACUUCCUGGGGUUGGAUGUUGUAAUCCUGGCUCACAAAAUUUUGACCUCAGUCCCUUCUGUUGCUUGUGGUAUUUCUCUGCCCCUUCACUUCCCAACACACCGGCUGGCACGCGCGCCGCACCGCCGCACACACACACCACACACACACACACACACACACACACACACGCUGCUGUCGGUCUGAGGGUCCCAGGAUCACGACUGGAUUCUGAGCUGGGAGCAACAGGAGGGUGCAGUCUCCCCCGGGGGGCCCUGGGACGAGGUUCAAGGCUGAGCAGAGCCCAGGAGUCCAGGACGAGGGAGAUGUAAAGCCCAGAGAGGUGGUGUGAUUUGUCUAAAGCCACACAGCAACGUCGAGGCUCAGCUCCUCACUCUCUGUCCGGGUUGUGCCUCUCUUGCCGUCCUGCCCCUCCCAUCUGUGGCCUCCCAGUCCUUCCACAGCUAUGGAGAGCAGAGUGGCGGUCCCCGAGGAGGGAGAGAAGUUGGACCAGGAAGUCAAGGACCAGGUGAAGGAGCGGGGCCAGUGGACCAACAAGAUGGAGUUCGUGCUGUCUGUGGCCGGGGAGAUCAUUGGGCUGGGCAACGUCUGGAGGUUCCCCUACCUCUGCUACAAAAACGGAGGAGGAGCCUUCUUCAUCCCCUACUUCAUCUUCUUCUUCACCUGCGGCAUCCCGGUGUUCUUCCUGGAGGUGGCGCUGGGCCAGUACACCAGCCAGGGCAGCGUCACUGCCUGGCAGAAGAUUUGCCCCCUCCUCCAGGGCAUCGGUGUGGCGUCUGUGGUCAUUGAGGCCUAUUUGAAUGUCUACUACAUCGUCAUCCUCGCCUGGGCCCUCUUCUACCUGUUCAGCUCCUUUACCUCAGAGCUGCCCUGGAUGAGCUGUGCCCAUUCCUGGAACACAGAGCGCUGCGUGGACUUCCUGAACCGCUCGGCAGCCAACACGGCGACCUCUCCCGGGAAUGUCACCUCCCCUGUCAUGGAAUUCUGGGAGAGGCGUGUUCUGGGCAUCACCGCGGGCAUCCAUGAGCUGGGGGCCCUGCGCUGGGAGCUGGCCCUGUGCCUCCUGCUCGCCUGGGUCAUCUGCUACUUCUGCAUCUGGAAGGGGGUCAAGUCCACGGGCAAGGUGGUCUACUUCACGGCCACGUUUCCCUACCUGAUGCUGUUGGUCCUGUUGAUCCGAGGGGUCAUGCUGCCUGGCGCCUAUGAGGGCAUCAUCUACUAUGUGAAGCCAGACUUGCUGCGCCUCAAGGACCCCCAGGUGUGGAUGGAUGCGGGCACCCAGAUCUUCUUCUCCUUUGCCAUCUGCCAGGGGUGCCUGACAGCCCUGGGCAGCUACAACAAGUACCACAACAACUGCUACAGGGACUGCAUCGCCCUCUGCUUCUUGAACAGCGCCACCAGCUUCGUGGCCGGGUUUGUGGUCUUCUCCAUCCUGGGCUUCAUGUCCCAAGAGCAGGGGGUGCCCAUCUCUGAGGUGGCCGAGUCAGGCCCCGGGCUGGCCUUUAUCGCCUUUCCCAAGGCUGUGACCAUGAUGCCCCUGUCCCAGCUGUGGUCCUGCCUCUUCUUCAUCAUGCUCAUCUUCCUCGGGCUGGACAGCCAGUUUGUCUGUAUGGAGUGCCUGGUGACGGCCUCCAUGGACAUGUUCCCCAGGCAGCUCCGGAAGAGCGGGCGGCGGGAGCUCCUGAUCCUUGCCGUCUCGGUCACCUGCUACCUGAUCGGGCUUUUCCUAGUCACCGAGGGAGGGAUGUAUAUCUUCCAGCUGUUUGAUUAUUACGCUUCCAGUGGCAUCUGCCUGCUCUUCCUCUCCGUGUUUGAAGUGAUCUGCAUUGGCUGGGUGUAUGGUGCCAACCGUUUCUAUGACAACAUUGAGGACAUGAUUGGCUACCGGCCGUGGCCCCUGGUGAAGCUCUCCUGGCUCCUCCUGACCCCUGGACUCUGCCUGGCCACCUUCUUCUUCUCGCUGAGCAAAUACACGCCUCUCAAGUACAACAAUGUCUAUGUGUACCCGCCCUGGGGAUACUCCAUCGGCUGGCUCCUGGCCCUCUCCUCCAUGAGCUGCGUCCCCCUCUUCAUCACCAUCACCCUCCUGAGGACCAGGGGCUCUUUCAAGAAGCGCCUGCGGCAGCUCGUCACACCUGACCCCAGUCUGCCUCAGCCCAAGCCACACCUGCACCUGGAGGGCGGCCCCGGCCGGGACGGCAGGCCCUCCCCAAGGAAGGGGGGCCUCAUGGUUGGGGAGAAGGAGACACACUUGUAGGGUGUGGCCCGAAGCAGGUGGCUACAGAGCCAGGGACCUGGGUCAGGCCCCCCUUCCACCCCAGUGGACAGCCUUCGCCUCCACCCCCUCUCACAGUCCUGCUGAGAAGCUCCGUGAUGCCCGUGAAUGGUCCCGUCUGGUGGUCUAGACACGGUCCCACUGGAGCACGCUGCGCCUGUCAGAACACACCAUCUUCUCUCGGAAGGAGGUGGUCUUUCUGGAGCCUACCCUGUUGAUAAGACACCACGGCGUGUCGCAGAGGGAACGGCCCCUGUAGAGAGCAUCUGUGCUUUAGGAGGGUAGCACCGGCUGGGAUACACACCGUGAUCUGAUUCAGGGAGCCUGAUGGGACACGCCGUGUUGGAUGUGACAACUGAACACCGCCCCCCUCCCACCCUGUCGUUCUGAGGGAGGGGUCCAUCACCUGGCUUCGCAUCCUGGGUCCUCAGCAAGGAGCUGAGAGAAACAGCCACUGUUGUCUUGUGCUUCUCAAGACGUCCCAGCUCCAACCAGAGUUCCACAUGUGCUUUGCAGUGCUGUCCUCGACGUGGGGUGGCAGGGGCUCAGGAUGGCCCCUGGACCUGGCAAAUACAUGGCAUGCCUGCGUCCACCGGCCUGAGCCCAGGACAGACGUUGCUAGCCGGUCAGAGGUUCUUUCCCAGCUCACAAUCUUCCAAAGACAGGGCUCCCGACAGCCCCAUUUGUGUUCCUGCACUUGUCCCAACCCUGACUUCGUGGAUAAAGAAACAGAGGAUCCGAGAAACAAAAUGACUUUUCAAGUUCACGCAGCUCCUCAGGGCCAGAGACACAACUGAAGCCUGUCUCCUGUCCCCAGGCCAGUGUCCCUCCCACUGCCCCCUCCUGCCUGCUUAACAAGCGUGCAUGGACCGCC
Molecule: messenger RNA, 3731 nt
Organism: Sus scrofa (pig)
Lineage: Eukaryota; Metazoa; Chordata; Mammalia; Artiodactyla; Suidae
Source: RefSeq, a predicted model, not a curated record